Penicillium pulvis is the source of this 1362-nucleotide messenger RNA. Its product is annotated as proline iminopeptidase. The coding region runs from base 1 to 1362 and encodes 453 amino acids. Gene Ontology annotation, molecular function: peptidase activity. Lineage: Eukaryota; Fungi; Ascomycota; Eurotiomycetes; Eurotiales; Aspergillaceae. The record is from RefSeq and is a predicted model, not a curated record. Gene Ontology annotation, biological process: proteolysis. The transcript is spliced from 9 exons.
AUGGCGGCAAAACUCAUUGACAAACGGCUCCACAAUGUUCCCGGCAAGAUGCGGGUGGCUGAGUGGUUUUUCGACGUUCCAGUCGACUACAACAAGUUACCCUCAGAGGGCGGGAGCACCCUGAGACUGUUUGCUCGGAGUGUCUCACGUUUGGACACUCCUGUUGAGCAGCAGCCAAAAGAAGAGAGCAAGGCUCCCAUCUCGUGGCUUCUCUACCUCCAGGGUGGACCAGGCUUUGGAUGUGGCCCCCCUCAAAACUACGCUUGGGUUGAGCCAGUGCUCAAUAAGGGGUACCAAGUGAUGUUCAUGGACCAGCGUGGCACUGGUCUUAGUCAAACAAUUACAGCGGGUACUCUUGCGCGCCAAGGCAGUCCAAUCCAACAGGCCGAGUAUCUCAAGCAUUUCCGCGCAGACAAUAUCGUCAAUGACUGCGAGGCAAUCCGUCAGUACUUGACCCAAGACUACCCAGAGGAUCAGCGGAAAUGGAGUAUUAUGGGGCAGAGCUUCGGUGGCUUCUGCGCCACCACUUAUCUUUCGAAAUACCCUCAGUCUCUGAAGGAAGCUUUCAUCUGCGCUGGAUUGCCUCCUCUGGUUAGUGACCCAGAUCCGGUCUACGCUCGGACCUAUGAAAAGGUUCUUGAGAGAAACAAGGCUUACUACAGCAAAUACCCUGAAGAUGUUGAUCGAGUCAAGACCAUCAUGAAGUACUUGACCGCCAACAAGGUCGCUUUACCUUCAGGAUGGCUCACCCCGGCUCGAUUCCAGCAACUUGGCCUUAUGUUCGGUUUCCACGGGGGAAUCGAUAUCGUUCACGAUGUUGUUCUCCGCGCUUGCAGUGACCUGGAGAUUUUCGAUUCUUUCACCCAGCCAACUCUAGCCACAAUCGAUGGCAAUGGUGGCAUGGACAAUAACAUCAUCUACGCCAUCCUGCACGAGGCAAUUUACUGCCAAGGGAGGUCAUCUCGGUGGUCUGCCGACAGAAAGGUCAAGCAAGACAUUCGGUUCAAAACCGACGGCUCUCAGCCAGAGAUCUACUUCACUGGAGAAAUGGUUUUCCCCGACAUGCUCGACUCGUACUCGGAACUUAACGAAAUCCGAGAGGCUGCGGAGAUUCUGGCUAAGACCGAGGACUGGCCUGCCCUCUACAACGAAGACGUGCUGGCACAGAAUGAAGUCCCGGUCUUUGCUGCGACCUAUAUUGAUGAUAUGUAUGUGCACUAUGAUCUCGCUUCCCAGACUGCUGCCAAGAUCAAGGGUAUUAAGCAGUUUAUCACCAACACAAUGUACCAUGAUGCACUGCGGAGCAAGUCCGGGGAGGUUAUGCGCCAGCUCUUUGCCCUGCGUGAUGAUACCAUUGACUGA